AUGGUGAACAUCCCCAAGACCAAGAAGGCCUUCUGCAAGGGGUGCAAGAAGCACAUGACCAUGAAGGUCACGCAGUACAAGACUGGCAAGGCCAGCCUGUACGCGCAGGGCAAGCGGCGCUACGACCGCAAGCAGGCCGGCUUUGGUGGCCAGACCAAGCCCGUGUUCCACAAGAAGAGCAGCGGCGCCUGGACGCGGCUGGCGACGUGGGAGGGCGCAGGACCUAGUGGCCGUGCGCCGCGGCUGGGUGUGGGCGGCGGCGCGAGCCCCUGGCUGAUGACAGCAGUGGUGCCCGGGGGUGCUGGCGUGUGUCUGGCCAAGACCACCAAGAAGAUCGUGCUGAGGCUGCAGUGCGCCGAGUGCAAGGGCACCAGCAUGAAGCCCAUCAAGCACUUCGAGAUCGGCGGUGACAAGAAGACCAAGGGCGCGUACUAG
Monoraphidium neglectum is the source of this 435-nucleotide messenger RNA. RefSeq names its product 60S ribosomal protein L44. Lineage: Eukaryota; Viridiplantae; Chlorophyta; Chlorophyceae; Sphaeropleales; Selenastraceae. The record is from RefSeq and is a predicted model, not a curated record. Gene Ontology annotation, cellular component: cytosolic large ribosomal subunit; ribosome. The coding region runs from base 1 to 435 and encodes 144 amino acids. The transcript has 6 exons. Gene Ontology annotation, biological process: translation. Gene Ontology annotation, molecular function: structural constituent of ribosome.